Molecule: messenger RNA, 1671 nt
Organism: Drosophila novamexicana
Lineage: Eukaryota; Metazoa; Arthropoda; Insecta; Diptera; Drosophilidae
Product: GATA zinc finger domain-containing protein 14
Exons: 4
Coding region: 114-1589 (491 amino acids)
Source: RefSeq, a predicted model, not a curated record
GCCUGUCAAAAUUCUAACUGUUCUUCUGGCGAAUUUAAUACUUGUGCGCUUCAUUUAUAUUAAGAAUUUAAAGAUAAUUUUUUUAAGCAGUUGAUUUAUGGGGAAGACUUACCAUGACUUCGUUUAAUGCGCCAGCUAUUUUGAUGCCACUUGACGAAUAUUACACACACUAUGUACAACCCAAGCCAAAAAUACCCAAACAUUAUGGAUUCCAUCCUGAUAAGCGCCAGCGACAAGCGGCUCAUUUACAAUCCUAUAAGGAUGCCAAUGGAGAGGACGAAGACGAGGCGGAUGAGGACGAAUCACAGCAGGUUGAUGAGCUUAACUCUUCCAUACAGGAUACGAAUAUGAAUCAAAUUAAUUUUGAAACAAAUGACUUUAAUCGGUUAUAUCAAGAGACCGACGAACCAAUGGACCAAACCGACAACACCAAACAAGUACCGAAUGCGGAUAUGUCCGCUGAUUCAGCUCAAUGGCGUAUUCAGGCAAAUAAUGUCAACCGUCCGCCGGGCGCGGCUCCUUUGGUGCCCACGGACGCGCCACGCAAGCAACCGCCACGCAAAGAUCCUCAACGCGGCAAUCGCUGGCAUCAAAAUCAAAAUAAUCGACGCCGUUUCAAUCGCGGUAAACCCAACAAUAACCAUAACAACAACAACAACAAUAACAAUAAUUUCAAUCGGAAUAAUUGCCAAAAUUUUGUACAUAAUCGUCUAGGCAACAAUCCGGGUCGUAAUACGCAACGUGGCCAGUUGUCCAUGGAGCAGCGUAUGCGUAACGCCUACAAUGCAUUCAUAGGUCCUCCAAACAACAACAGCAACAACAAUCGCAACAAUAUUAAUAAUAACAACAACAACAUAAAACAACAACAGCAGCAGCAGCAGCAGGUGUUGAUGAACAUGAACAAUCACUUUCAGAAUGGACGCCCGCAGCUGAAUGUGAGCGCCCAACUGAAUCCGUGCGACAUUCAAAAUUCAAAUUUUAACGUGCGCAACAGUGUGAACAAUCAAUUUAAAUCUUAUCAGAAUCAGAGUCAAAGCAACCCCAUUCCCGCCAAUUGGCAAUUGGGUUCGAAUUCGUUGACUGCGCUCAUUAACUCGGCUAACCAAACUCGACCUUCGAUGACCAAUCCAACUGCACAAGAUUUGGCACUGAUUCGACCGACUGCACAAAUGCCAAUUGGUAAUAAUACGGCAAAUCGUUUGGGCCCACCAAUGCGUAACACCUUAAAUUGGAACGUACCACAAAUGAACGUUGAACAGCCGCCGAAUUUGACAAACCUCCAAACCGCCCCUUUGCAGCGUGGUCCAAUUGGGGCAAAUGGUGGCAUUGUUGCCUCGGAUUCACUGCGUCUGGCAGAUCUGAUGAACAUGGACAAGAGCAGCUGCAUGAAUUUAAAUGUGGCCGAGGUGGCCAAGAAUGCCAUGAUGUUGCUGAGCACCGUUUUUCAUAAGCCCAUACUGGAUGAGGACGUGCAGCAGGAGUUGGCACACCUGCAGCAAAACAAUGGGUUGUCCGAGGAACCACAUGGCCUCGACAUGAACAUAAGCCCGGAAACCACGGAGCUGCGAAUGUAUCAUCGCUUUAAGUAGACAAAUGGGAGAAUGAUCAGAAAACAUGCGAAUGCGCGCAUUGUGAAUAGUGUGUAUGCGUAGCGUAAGAAGAAGAAGAGGA